AUCUUAAUGGCCGCGCGGUCACUCUAUUUUAAUAGUUAGGAAUAAACGAAAGUUAGUAAUUUUCACAGAAAAAAGUUGAUUUACUUAUAAGCAUAAUAGCGAAAAAAAAGUUUUAAUUUAGUUUAGUUUUAAUUUAAAGAGCAACUAUCAACAGAUUGACACUUUAAAUUCCAAAAUUGGAACACUGAUUCGCCAAGAUUCCGGCCACAGCUCCCAGGACGAGAGCCGCGAAACGACGCCACCUGGAAAGCAGCAGCAAUACCCUGUCGCCCGCGCAGCAAUCACCACCUAGGGUCAUUGCCUCCUUCAGCCCAGCACCACUGCAGGGACAGCAUCCUCCAGUGGAAGAAGGCAGAAGGCCAUUGCCACCACCCACCGCCACCACGAUGAACCGCUCCGGCAAUUCCCAGACCACACAGAAACUCGUCAACCUGGACGAUAUCUGGAGCGAAUUGGUCGAGGGCAUUCUGCAGGUGUUUGAGCACGAGAAGUCCCUCACUCGCAGCCAGUACAUGCGUUUCUACACGCACGUUUACGACUACUGCACCAGUGUGAAUGCGGCUCCAAGCGGACGGAGCAGCGGGAAGACCGGCGGAGCCCAGCUAGUGGGCAAGAAGCUGUACGACCGGCUGGAACAAUUUCUGAAGUCAUACCUGAGCGAGCUGCUUACCAAGUUUAAGGCCAUCAGCGGCGAGGAGGUGCUCCUGUCGCGCUACACCAAACAGUGGAAGUCGUACCAGUUCUCCAGCACUGUUCUGGACGGCAUCUGCAAUUACCUGAACCGCAAUUGGGUGAAGCGCGAGUGCGAGGAGGGGCAGAAGGGUAUCUACAAGAUCUACCGACUGGCCCUCGUCGCCUGGAAGGGGCAUUUGUUUCAAGUGCUAAACGAGCCGGUCACCAAGGCAGUGCUCAAGUCCAUUGAGGAGGAGCGUCAAGGCAAGCUCAUCAACCGGUCGCUGGUCCGCGACGUUAUAGAGUGCUACGUGGAGCUCAGCUUUAACGAGGAGGAUACAGAUGCCGAGCAGCAGAAGUUAUCCGUCUACAAGGACAACUUUGAGAGCAAGUUCAUCGCAGACACGUAUGCCUUCUACGAGAAGGAGUCGGACGCUUUUCUGUCCACCAACACGGUCACCGAGUAUCUGAAGCACGUCGAAAACAGGCUGGAGGAGGAAACGCAGCGCGUUCGCGGCUUUAAUUCAAAGAACGGUCUUUCCUAUCUGCAUGAGACCACGGCGGAUGCGCUAAAGUCCACAUGCGAACAGGUUCUUAUCGAAAAACAUCUGAAAAUAUUUCACACCGAGUUUCAGAAUCUGCUCAAUGCAGACCGAAAUGAUGAUCUGAAACGGAUGUACUCCUUGGUCGCCCUCUCGCCCAAAAACCUGACAGAUCUCAAGUCCAUCCUUGAGAACCAUAUACUCCACCAGGGCACGGAGGCCAUUGCAAAAUGUUGCACUACCGACGCGGCCAACGAUCCCAAGACGUACGUCCAGACCAUCCUGGACGUGCACAAGAAGUACAACGCCCUUGUUUUGACGGCGUUCAACAAUGACAACGGAUUCGUGGCUGCCUUGGAUAAGGCGUGCGGAAAGUUUAUAAACUCGAACGUGGUCACAAUCGCAAACAGUGCUAGCAAGUCGCCCGAGUUGCUGGCUAAGUACUGCGAUCUGUUGUUGAAAAAGUCAUCAAAGAAUCCAGAGGACAAGGAGCUCGAGGACAAUCUUAACCAGGUGAUGGUCGUGUUCAAGUAUAUCGAGGAUAAGGACGUCUUCCAAAAAUAUUACUCCAAGAUGCUUGCUAAGCGCUUGGUAAACCACACAUCGGCUUCGGAUGACGCCGAGGCUAUGAUGAUCUCCAAGCUUAAGCAGACUUGUGGCUACGAGUACACCGUUAAGCUACAGCGUAUGUUCCAGGACAUUGGCGUCUCGAAGGACUUGAACUCGAACUUUAAGCAGUACCUGGCCGAGAAGACCGUGACCAUGGAAAUUGACUUUGGAAUCGAGGUCUUGUCCUCAGGCUCAUGGCCUUUCCAGCUGAGUAACACCUUCCUGCUUCCAUCCGAGCUGGAGCGAUCAGUGCGACAGUUCAAUGAGUUCUAUGCCGCCCGCCAUUCUGGUCGCAAGCUCAACUGGUUGUAUCAGAUGUGCAAGGGCGAACUGAUAAUGAACGUCAACCGCAAUAAUUCCUCCACCUACACCCUGCAGGCCAGCACCUUCCAAAUGUCAGUGCUGCUCCAGUUCAACGAUCAGCUCAGUUUUACGGUCCAGCAACUGCAGGACAACACACAAACGCAGCAGGAGAACUUGAUUCAGGUAUUGCAAAUACUGCUCAAGGCGAAGGUGCUGACCUCCAGCGACAAUGAGAACUCGCUGACGCCCGAGUCGACGGUGGAGUUGUUCCUAGAUUACAAGAACAAGAAGCGCCGAAUUAACAUCAACCAGCCUCUGAAGACUGAACUUAAAGUGGAGCAGGAGACUGUACAUAAGCAUAUAGAGGAGGACCGAAAAUUGCUGAUCCAGGCGGCGAUCGUCCGCAUCAUGAAGAUGCGCAAACGACUCAACCAUACACAACUCAUUUCGGAGGUGCUUAAUCAGCUGUCAACGCGCUUUAAGCCUAAGGUGCCCGUAAUCAAGAAGUGCAUAGACAUCCUGAUCGAGAAGGAGUAUCUAGAGCGAAUGGAGGGACACAAAGACACAUAUAGUUAUCUCGCCUAAGUUUAUGUUAAUUGUACAACUUUCGCUGUUUCAUCUAUGCCAGCCAUUAAAAAUAUCAUCAAUAUACUUAGAAUCGUGUGGACCCUCCGCCAACCUCCCAUCCCGAAAUAAACUGCCGCCGAAACAUUCGAACUGUUAGCGAGCUAAAAAUACUCCAUGCUUCGCAUAAUAUGUGCAAUUCUCGCCAACGCGUCACUACUUCAUCUUCCGUCUCUCAGCACCCCAUGUAAAGAAAAUGCCAGUCGCAGGGAUCAAGUGAACCCAUUGACCAGAUUACAGCUCAUGAGUCUGGCCUUUGUAAUUUCAAUUUCCGAUGACAUCCCAGGUUCUCAGCCUGCAAUAGACGUCUGCAGGGGCUGUGCGGUAUACAUACGUAUGUGGCGAUUUUCUUUAAUACCCAUUGUUCGAUCAAUAUUUGUUUUAACUAGCUUACGUUUAUUCAUAAUUCGCUGUAUGCAUAUACGAUUAUUAUAAUUCUACGAAGCAAAAAAGUGUUAAGUUCAUAAAACUAUGUACGUUUACCUUUGGUGCGGUCAUUUUUA
Molecule: messenger RNA, 3253 nt
Organism: Drosophila yakuba
Lineage: Eukaryota; Metazoa; Arthropoda; Insecta; Diptera; Drosophilidae
Gene: Cul1
Product: cullin homolog 1
Exons: 4
Coding region: 387-2711 (774 amino acids)
Biological process (GO): protein ubiquitination; SCF-dependent proteasomal ubiquitin-dependent protein catabolic process
Cellular component (GO): SCF ubiquitin ligase complex
Molecular function (GO): ubiquitin protein ligase binding
Source: RefSeq, a predicted model, not a curated record